Aureococcus anophagefferens is the source of this 3436-nucleotide messenger RNA. RefSeq lists its product as hypothetical. The transcript is spliced from 3 exons. NCBI's taxonomy places the organism in Eukaryota, Pelagophyceae, Pelagomonadales, Pelagomonadaceae. The coding region runs from base 23 to 3295 and encodes 1090 amino acids. The record is from RefSeq and is a predicted model, not a curated record.
CGUGCGCCGCUCGCGGCGCGACAUGGGCGGCUGGCCGGGGUUGGAAGAAGGAGCUCGAGAUCGUCUGCGAGGCCUCGGGUCGUCGGCGAGAUCGUCCGCGAGCGCGGCGGCGGCGACGUUCGGCACGCCGCCCAUGGCGGCCAUGGCGGCCGGCGGCGGCGCGGGGAACUGGCCGGGCUGGAAGGGCGUGAGCACCUGGGGCGCGCCCAUCGGCGGCGGCGCGCCGCCCAUGAACGGCGGCGGGAAGCCGCCCGGCGGCGGGAAGCCGCCGCUGCCGCCCCAGGGCGGCGGCGCCAUCAUGCCGCGCGGCGGGCCGCCGGGGCCGCCCCACGGCGGCGGCGCGCCGGGGCCCGAGGAGGACGGAAUUUGGUACCUCGCGACGGCACUGCCCAACAGCACGGUCGCGGGGUGGACGUACACCGCCUUCAUGAAGGACAAACCCGGGGUCAGGGCGCCCUGCGCGGCGCUCUUCGGGAAGGCCGCGCGCGCGAGGUUCGGCGCGUCGGGCGACACGAUCGUCUUCGCGGUCCCCUCCGGCGGGCGCGAGACUCCCGACCCGCUCGGGCGCCCGGUGGCCCUCGCGACCGCCGUAGCGUCGGCGAUCGAUGGCGUCGUCCACCCGCUGCUCUCGCGCCGCCCCGGCGUCAAGAAGCUGCCGUCGAGCGGCGGCCGCCCUGCUCGCGUCGCGCACCUCCGGAACGCGUCCUUCGUCUCCGACGCGGCCCGCGAGUACAUCAAGCAGGCUUUCGCCGCCGGCAAACGCCGGAUCCUCGGCGUCGACGACGACUCCUGGACCAAGGCGACGCGCGACGAGGCCGUCGGAGCGCUGCGCGCCGCCAUCGAGUCCCUCGGCCUCAGCGGCUCCAUGGUCGUCGAGUUCGCGGUGCUGUUCCGCAAGGUCGGCGACGCGUUCUCGCGCAUCUGCGCCGUCGCCGCCGAGGACGAGGAGCGCUGCGAGAAGAACGGGCACGUCGUCGUCAUCUACCGCACGGGCGGCCGCGAUCGGGCCACGCGCAUCCUCCACCUCUACCUCGGCUCGCAUGCCGUGCCCAAGGGCAAGUGGUCCGGCGACCUCAAGGCGCUGGUCCUCGCGCUCCUCGCCAAGGGCGACGCCGAGGCGAUCCUUCAGUGCGUCGAGCUCGUGUCCAAGCGCGAGGGCGAGCACCGCGACGACGUCGCGGCGGGCCGGCACUCGUCGAUCCAGGACUUCUACAACGAGAACGGCGGCGCGGACGCCGUCGAGCUCGAGCUCGUCAUGCUCAUCUUCGCGCGCGCCGACGAGACGCGCACGGAGUUGAAGAUCGCGGGCCUCGACUACGAGCAGGUCGGCAUCGACGACCUCGGCGAGCUCCAGGAGGCCGGCGAGCUCGUGCGCAUGAACGCGUCGUCGAAGGCGACGGGCUGCCCCUUCGACGGCAUGAAGGUCGUGGACAAGGAGACGGGCAAGACGGUGCCCGUGAACCUCACGCAGAAGGCGUUGCGGAAGAAGAAAGCGACGCGCGACGCGUGGACGCCCCAGGAGCGCGCCAUGAACUCGCAGAACAACUCGUUCGGCCAGCUGCUGGCCAACGCGAAGAAGCGCGGCGACGCCGCGGGCGAGGCCGAGCUCAAGCGGCAGGACGAGUUCUGGUCGGAGCACGCGGCGACGGCGACGCGGCUCGACGUCGCGGUCCCGGACGUCGUCUGGUGGCGCCGGGAUCCGGCGGCCGCGGCGGCGGCGCUCGACGUCGACGUCUCCGAGCUCCGCGACGACGAGGAGAUCGUCGCGGCUCUAGAGGAGCACGCGCGCGCGGCGGCCGCGGAGAAGGCGCGGCGCGCGGCGGCCGAGGAGCAGGCGCGCGCGGCCGCGGCCGAGGAGAAGGCGCGCGCGGCGGCCGAGGAGAAGGCGCGCGCGGCGGCUGAGAAGAAGGCGCGCGCGGCGGCCGAGAAGGAGGCGCGCGCGGCGGCCGAGAAGAAGGCGCGCGCGGCGGCCGAGGCCGAGGCGAAGGCGCGGCGCCCGGCGGCCGAGGCCGAGGCGUGGCGCGCGGUCGAGGUCUACUGCGAGAGCAAGAUGCUCCCCCUCGCCAUCCACGACGUCGACCCCGUCUUGGUCGGGCCGCUCCGCGUCCGGGUCUUAGCCCGCCUCGUCCUCACGGCGCUUCACGGCGGCGCCAAGGCGCGGAAGCGGAAGCGGAACUGCGAGGGCUACUCGCCCAAGUGGCUCGAGGCGGCCGCGAGCUGGUGCCGCAGCCGCCUCGUCCGCGCCGACGAGGGCAAGGUCCACGUCGACGUCCUGCGCGACAUGUUCUUCUCCGACCCGGCCUUCUUGGCAAUCGUGCCGACGCUCAUCGACGACGGCGAGGACCCCGAGCUCUUCUUCGACGGCCUGCAGAACCCGAAGUCGGCCGCGUCGACGAAGUUCCGCAGCGAUGCCCUGGAGCCCGUCGUCGGCAAGGCGUCCGUGCGCGACGGCUGCCGCGUCGGCGGCGUCAAGAAGCUCGGCGUCUUCGGCUGGCGCAUCGACGACGGCGCGGCCGCGCUCGACGGCGCGGCGUCGCCGCCGCCGCCCGCGGCGCUCGGCCGCGCGCCCGCCGCCGACGGCGGCGAGGUGCUCCUCCGCGCCGACGCGGCGCCGGACGCGAUGGACCUCGACGACGCGUCGUUGCCCCCGGCGCCGCCGGACGCGCCGACGGCCGACGCGCCGCCGGCGGAGCCGCGCGUCGCGCCGCCGCCGGCCGAGCCGCUGGGCCCGGCCUUCGAGGCGCCCACGGCCGCGCCGUCGACGGGCUGCGCGCCGCCGUCGCCGGGCGGCGGCGCGCCGUCGGCGUCGCCCGUCGCCGCGCCGUCGCCGCGGGGCCUCGCGAACAUCACGAACGUCGCGACGGUCGACGCGCAGAUGGUCGACGCGUCGCCGCUCAAGCUGUCGCUCGUGAGCGUCGGCCGCCGCGACCGGGGCAUGGAGCACGCCCUCGGCGCGAUCAACAUCCUCGGCCGGAGCAGCGAGAGCGACGCGUCGGACCCCAAGAAGCUGCCGCUCGGCGUCGACUUGGGCGAGACGAACAUCUCGCGCAAGCAGUGCACGCUCAAGCGCCGCGGCGACGGCGCCUACGUGGCGACGACGUUCGGCUCCAACUCGACGGGCGUCGUCCCCGGCGGCAAGCGGCGGCGCACGCUCCUCAACCCGGGCGCGAGCCGCGCGCUCGAGCUCGGCGACGUCGUCGUCCUCGACAUCUUCGAGGAGCACCAGUCCGACGUGAUGGACUACUCCUUCGCCUACCAGCUGCGGCCGCGGGGCGGCGUGAUGGACGACGGCUAAGCCGGCGCGGAGAAGCCGGCGACGGACGAGACGACGGCGAGGGACGAGACGACGGCGACGGGCGAGACGACCACGACGGACGAGACGACGACGACGGACGAGACGACAGCGGACGAGACGACGACGACGGACGAGACGACG